Molecule: messenger RNA, 2592 nt
Organism: Microtus oregoni (creeping vole)
Lineage: Eukaryota; Metazoa; Chordata; Mammalia; Rodentia; Cricetidae
Product: vomeronasal type-2 receptor 26-like
Exons: 6
Coding region: 1-2592 (863 amino acids)
Biological process (GO): G protein-coupled receptor signaling pathway
Cellular component (GO): membrane
Molecular function (GO): G protein-coupled receptor activity
Source: RefSeq, a predicted model, not a curated record
AUGUCUUUUCCUUUGCUUUGCCUCUUCCUACUCCUGCAAUCUAUGUUUGCAUUAGUGAAAAUAACUAAUCAGAAGUGUUUGGAGAAUGGGAAGCCCACCACGUACAUGAAGGCUGACAUAAUCCUUGGUGUGUUUAUCCCUUUUUACUUUACAAUAGAAGGACCCAAGGAAAUCCAGAUAUUUUUUGAGAAAAAAGAGAAUCCACUAUUCAAAAGCUUAAUAGAAAGAUGGAAGAACUAUCAGUAUUUGCUGACCUUAUACUUUGCCAUUGAGGAGAUCAAUAAAGAUGCCCACCUGCUUCCCAAUGUGACCUUGGGUUUCCACCUCUACAACGCUUUUGACUAUCACUACAGAACCUUAGAAGGACCUCUGAUGUGGCUGUCUGGAAGGAGUGAGUUUAUCCCUAACUACAAAUGCAAAACUCAACACAAAGUUCUUGCAAUCAUUGCAGGAGUCAGGCCUGAAUUUUCUGCUGCAAUUGGAACACUUUUAGAACUCUACAAAGUUCCACAAGUCUCAUAUGGAAUUUUUGAUUCUACACUAACUGGCAAAGAUACAUUCCCAUCCCUUUACCAGAUGUCUCCAAAAGACACAGCUCUAAUCCAAGGAGUGAUCUCUUUAUUGCUGUUCUUUGGCUGGAAGUGGGUGGGGCUCUUUGUGGCUGAUGAUCUAAAAGGUAAGGAGUUCAUCUCUAGCCUGAAAGCAGAGAUGGCAUCAGAAGAUAUCUGUGCAGCUUUUACAGUUAAACUCUCAGCUAACUGGAAGAUUCAUAUAGUGUCUGAGGUUGAGUUGCCAAAGUUAAAUCAAGAUACACAAGUAAAUGUGUAUAUACUCUAUGGUGAUAUAGAUGAUAUAUUGUUUUUCUGCUUCAUACAUGAAAUCAUAUCAAACAGAAGGAAGAUGUGGAUCAUGACAAAACCACAAUUAUUUUACUUAGAUUCUGAAUUAUAUGAGUUGAAUGAUUUUUUGGACAUUUUUGGAGGAAGCUUCUCAUUUUCAAAACAUAAAAAUAUUCCUGGCUUCAAGCACUUUAUAAAAGCACUAAUGCCCUCCCAGUACCCAGAAGAUCUUUACUUCCAUAAAUUCUGGAUUGACACUUUUUACUGCUCACCUCCUCCUUUACAUUGUGGAAAAUAUAUACCCUGCCCACCAAAUAUAUCCCUAGGGAUUAAACAAGAAGAAAAGGUUGUGAUGAUCACUUCUGAACCCAAGGUUUCCAUAUGGAAUGCAGUGUAUGCAGUUGCCCAUGCUCUCCAUAAAAUGCUUUUGAGUAAAACAGAAAUAGCACCUCACAAAGCGGCAAACAAGGACAGUCUUCUACCUUGGCAGCUUCAUCCAUUCCUGAGGAAAAUUCAAUUUACAAGCACUGAUGGAGACCAAAUAUGUUUUGAUGAGAAAAAGAAUCAUGUGGAAAAAUAUGACAUACAAAAUUUUAUGGUACAUACUAAUCAUACAUUUCUAGUUAAAGUAGGAGAGUUUGUCUCCAAGAGUCCACAAGAUCAAGGCUUGUUCAUCAAUGAAGUUAUGAUCAAAUGGCCAAGAAACUUCAAUCAGACUCCUCAAUCUGUAUGUACACAGAGUUGUGGUCCAGGUUUCUGGAAAAGUCUAGAAAAAGACAGACCUAUCUGUUGUUUUUCUUGUGUGUUUUGUCCAGAGAGACACAUUUCCAAUCAAACAGAUCAGCAGGAGUGUAUCCCUUGCCCAAUUCAAGAGUACCCAAACCCUGAGAGAAACAGCUGCUUGCCCAAGUCAGUGACAUUCCUGUCCUUUGAUGACUCUCUGGGCAUGGCUCUGGCCUGCACAGCUCUAUGCUUGUCUGUCAGCACAGCUGUAGUUUUGGGAAUCUUUCUCAAGCACCAAGACUCACCCAUAGUUAAGGCCAAUAAUCGGACUCUCAGCUUCAUCCUGCUCAUCUCCCUCCUCCUCUGCUUCCUGUGCCCAUUUCUCUUCAUUGGCCAGCCAAACACAGCCUCCUGCAUAUUGCAACAAAUUACAUUUGCUCUGGUGUUCACUCUGGCUCUUUCCACUGUUUUGACCAAAACUAUAACUGUAAUUCUGGCCUUUAGAAUCAUGACACCAGGAAAAACAAUGAGAAGGCUCUUUGUCUCAGGCAUCUAUAACUCUGUCAUCCCCAUCUGUGUCCUGAUCCAGCUUAUUCUCCUUGGACUCUGGCUGGGAACCUCGCCUCCCUAUAUUGAAGCAGAUGCACACUCUGAACAUGAUCACAUCAUCAUUUUGUGCAACAAGGGCUCAGUCACUGCUUUCUACUGUGUGCUGGCAUACUUGGGGAUCCUGGCCCUGGUGAGCUUCACUGUGGCUUUUCUGGCUAGGAACCUGCCUGACACCUUCAAUGAAGCCAAGUCCCUGACAUUCAGCAUGCUGGUGUUCUGCAGUGUCUGGGUCACCUUCCUCCCUGUCUACCACAGCACCAAGGACAGGACUAUGGUGUCUGUGGAGGUCUUCUCCAUCUUAGCAUCCACUGCAGGGCUGCUAGGGUGCAUCUUUUUCCCAAAGUGCUACAUAAUACUCCUAAGACCUGAUAAGAACUCUUUGAAGUGUUUUAAGAAUAAAACACAAUCUAGGAAAAACUGA